Mya arenaria is the source of this 1141-nucleotide messenger RNA. RefSeq names its product matrix metalloproteinase-2-like. The record is from RefSeq and is a predicted model, not a curated record. Bases 236 to 484 code for a protein of 82 amino acids. The transcript is spliced from 2 exons. Lineage: Eukaryota; Metazoa; Mollusca; Bivalvia; Myida; Myidae.
GAAAUAUCAACUAGAGGUGUUCUACUUUCUUUUUCUGAAAAUAAGAGUGUUAAUCAAUCCGGGUUCAGUAUUGUGAUACCCGAACGAAGAGCAAAAUCUAUGUUAAAUAUAUUUCAUUUUUGGAGGCUAAUUUUUUUUUCUUCCACAAAAGGAUUAAAAUAGAAAAAGACAUUUCUACAAAGUAUACAUUCUGUCUGUAAAAGCAACUUGACUGGUACAAUCUCGUUCUGUAAAGAUGUAUCAAUCACGGAGAAAAGAAGAAGGAGAAAAACAGCAUCAAGAACGACGACGACGACGGAAACAACAAGAAGAAGGAGAAGACCACCGACGACGGCGACAACAACAACAACAACUGGAAGAUGAAAAUCGACGACGACAAGAACGACAAUCUCGUCGACAUCAACAACGUGAAGCUGAAGAAGAAAGACGACGACGACACGCAGAAGAUGAUGAAGAAAUAGACGAAGGAGAUGAAGAACAAUAAAAACGAAUACCAAGGCGAAGACAUAGCCCUUAAAAAGCUUCAAAGCUACGCACUCGGUCUGUCAACAUCUUGCCGACUAAUGCAUAUCAUAACGCACUCAAAAUAAAUGUCAUCAUCAUCAUCAUCAUCAUCAUCAUCAUCAUCAUCAUCAUCAGUAUCUAUGUACGCUUUAAUAAUUUGUAGAAUUAGCAACAAAAAUGUAAAUGUUUCGCAUUCCAAAGUUGUGGAUUGUUUUGCUCUGAUGUUAUUGUAAUGUUAAUGAUAAUUUAUAACGACCAUAAAUGAGUUUUUCUUUUCGCUUGGAAAUUUUAAACUUUCCAUCGAAUACUUUUGAUAAAUCCGGACUGAUUACAUAUGUAUCGAACAAUUAAUAACUGAUUACUUAAUAAUGGUAAAACACUGGUCUGUUAUAUUGCUUGAGUUGAAUUAAAAUGCACCCAUUGCCAGUUAACAAAACCUUUUUGGUAUCGGACAGUCGCGACUUUCGUGUUUUGAAAGUAACAUAAACAAGUGUAUUUUCGUUAAACAUUUGUUUAUGAAAGUUGCGCCAUAGACCUAGUCUUAAUCCAUUGAAUAUACGUCAUGUAUUGAAGUGGCUAUGAACACGACUGUUCAAUUUCCUUUUGAAGGAUAUCAUUCAAAUAUCAAACAAAGUUA